Molecule: messenger RNA, 1760 nt
Organism: Corylus avellana
Lineage: Eukaryota; Viridiplantae; Streptophyta; Magnoliopsida; Fagales; Betulaceae
Source: RefSeq, a predicted model, not a curated record
CCUCUGCAGCUCUGCUCCACUACUCUGUGUCUUUGCUUGUCAUAUAAGUUGCUCUCGUUGUCGUUCCAUUUCGCGCUUCGCGUGAGUUUCCUCGAAGGUUUUGGUGCCCAAAAACCCCACUCUCAGAAAUGGUUCCAGGGAGGAAAACACAGACGUUUAUUAUUAAUGAAAGUGCAUCUUCUUCUCCAAAUCCAUUGAGUAGCUCUGUCUCCACCAGAAAUUUGGGGAAGAGUCAGCUGGGUGGGGUCAUUUUUGGUUGCACGAACAGCACCAUAAAAGAAUGUUUCUUUAAACAACUCUUUGGCUUACCAGCUCAACACUUUUCAUAUGUGAAGAAUAUUGAUCCUGGCUUGCCCCUGUUCCUAUUCAACUACAGUGAUAGAAAACUCCAUGGAAUCUUUGAGGCUGCUAGCACUGGCCAAAUGAAUAUUAACCCUUAUGGCUGGACCACUGAUGGUUCAGAGAAAACAUUAUAUCCUGCACAGGUUCAAAUCCGUGUCCGCCUGCAGUGCCAACCACUUCUUGAAAAUCAGUUUAAACCUAUAAUUGCCGACAACUACUACUCUCAGACCCAUUUCAGAUUUGAGCUAGACCAUGCUCAAACAAGAGGGAAAGGUAAAGGGUUUAAGGCACUUGCUUUGGAAAUUGAGCAUUCUGAUCACUCGAGUCAGAAAUCGGAUUCUACAGAUGUUGCUUCUUCAUUUGAUGAAGACAACCGGCCAUUGGAAGCUGAAUUAGAUGCAAAGUUAGUCGAACAAGAUGAGAAAAAUGUCAUAUUAAUGAAACUGAAAGAAUUGGCUCUUCGCUGUGAACAUCAAGACAUGCCUGUGUUGGGUUUUGUAGACGAUACUGCUGUUAUGAAUGGUAUUCAAUUGGAAGACAAAACAUUUCUAGGGAAGCCAACAGGUGUAGAAGAGAAAAAAGAAGAGAGCCCCCAUUCAUCAGCUGAGUGUCAGUCAACCAUAGCUCAGUUGAGUCAAGAGGUACAAGAGCUAAAGGCUUUUACUGAAGAACAAACUCAGAAGAUGCGUAUUUUGGAGCAGAAGCUGAUGGAGGCUGAAAUAGAAAUUCAGCAGUUGAAAGAUCAUUGUUGUGUGACGUUGGAACCUGUGUCCAGUCCUACUGAGGCACUUGUUAAUGAGAUGGUUAUUGAGGAAGUUGAUGAGCUGCAUUUGGAUCCUAAUGAGUCAAUAUUUCUAGUAGGAGGAUAUGAUAGUGAAUCGUGGUUGUCAGCAUUGGAUACUUACUAUCCUUCUCAGGAUGUGAUAAAAUCUCUUAGGCCAAUGAGCUCUGUCCGUUCAUAUGCUUCAGUUGCACAGUUGAAUGAUGAGCUUUACGUAUUUGGUGGUGGAGACGGUUAUAUGUGGUAUGACACAGUUGAGUCAUACAGACCAGCUAAUGAUCAGUGGACCUUGCGCCCUUCACUGAGUCAGAAAAAGGGAAGUUUAGCUGGAGCUACUCUAGAUAACAAAAUAUUUUCCAUUGGUGGGGGGAAUGGUGUCGAAAGUUUUUCAGAUGUUGAAAUGCUUGAUUUAGACAUUGGAAGAUGGAUCCCAACGCAGUCAAUGUUACAAAAGCGGUUCGCUCUUGCUGCAGCGGAACUGAAUGGGGUGCUUUAUGCUACUGGUGGAUAUGAUGGGAACGAUUACUUGAAGUCUGCUGAGAGAUUUGACCCCAGAGAACAUUCUUGGACCAGAAUUGCGAGUAUGGGUACAAAGAGGGGCUCCCAUUCCCUGGUUGUUUUGAAUGAAAAACUGUAA